AUGUCAAGCCGCGACGACAAAGAGAAAGGCGUCAAUGUUCAAGUCCUCCUUCGUUGCAGGCCAUUUAGCGAUGAUGAAUUGAGGAACAACGCUCCUCAGGUUCUUACUUGUAAUGAUUUGCAAAGAAACGUUGCUGUUUCCCAAAACAUCCCUGCCAAGCACAUUGAUAGGGUCUUCACUUUUGGUUUCGAUAAGGUGUUUGGACCGUCGGCUCAACAGAAAGAUUUGUAUGAGCAGGCCAUUGUUCCAAUUGUGAAUGAAGUACUUGAAGGCUUUAACUGUACAAUCUUUGCGUAUGGCCAGACUGGUACUGGGAAAACAUAUACAAUGGAAGGAGAAUGUAGAAGGUCAAAGAGCGGGCCAACUGGAGGUCUUCCGCCAGAAGCAGGUGUUAUACCUAGAGCUGUAAAGCAAAUCUUUGAUACGCUUGAGGGUCAGCAAGCUGAGUACAGUGUAAAAGUCACGUUUUUGGAACUCUACAAUGAAGAGAUUACCGAUUUGCUUGCUCCUGAGGAUCUCACCAGAGUUGCUGCUGAAGAUAAACAAAAGAAACCAUUGCCUCUAAUAGAGGAUGGCAAGGGUGGUGUUCUUGUGAGAGGAUUGGAAGAAGAAAUCGUGACAAGUGCCAAUGAAACCUUCACGUUGCUUGAGAGAGGUUCCUCUAAACGGCGAACUGCUGAAACAUUCUUGAAUAAAAAAUCAAGUCUGUCACAUUCUCUCUNCUCUAUAACAAUACAUAUCAAAGAAUCUACUCCUGAAGGUGAAGAACUAAUCAAAUGUGGCAAGCUGAACUUAGUUGACUUGGCAGGAUCAGAGAAUAUAUCACGUUCUGGUGCUUGGGAUAGCCGUGCUCGAGAAGCUGGUGAAAUAAACAAAAGUCUUCUUACCUUAGGGCGAGUGAUCAGUGCUUUGGUUGAACAUCUUGGACACAUUCCUUACAGGGAUAGUAAGCUUACCCACUUACUACGUGAUUCGCUUGGUGGGAGAACGAAGACAUGUAUCAUAGCAACAGUUUCACCUGCUGUUCAUUGUCUCGAAGAAACCUUAAGUACUCUAGAUUGUGCACACAGGGCGAAGCAUAUCAGGAACAACCCAGAGGUCAACCAACAAAUAAUGAAAUCUGGUGAAAUAGAAAGACUUCAGGCGGCUGGUUUUGGCGUUUGGGAGAGGCACACCAAAGCCAUAGGCUCGAAGCUUUUGGCUCAAAUGGGGUUUCGCCUAGGAUCUGGCCUUGGUGCCAAUGCUCAAGGCAUCCAAAACCCUAUCUUACCUAAGAUCUUACCUCGACCAAAACUGACGACUGAAGUGAAUAUGACAAGGACAAUAAUGUUUGUUCGUGCUUCGGGUGGUAAGAAUUCUCCGAAACUAGAAGCGCCAUCUACUCCAAUUGUCAAAGUCUUUGGGGUAGGUGAUGGAGGCUCAACAGCAGUGAAAGAUAUGAUGCAGUAUGGGGUGAUGGGAGUUGAAUUUUACGUUGUCGAUACUCAUUCUGAGAAGCUAAAAGCCUUUCCGCUUCCCUCAAGUAAUAAAUUGCAAAUCGGUAACAACGUAACAAGAGGUUUGGGGGCGAAAGGAGAUCUGAGGAUCGGUAGGUUAGCUGCCAUAGAGAGCAAAAAGGCCAUUGAACAUGCUCUUUGUGGUGCAGAUAUAGUCUUCAUUGCAGCUGGCCUCGGUGGGGGAACAGGCUCGGGGGCAGCCCCUGUCAUUGCCCGAUAUGCGAAGCAAAUGGGGAUUUUCUCUGUUGGGGCUCUGACCAUGCCAUUUCCAAUGGAGAAAGAGAGAAUGGAAACCGCUGAAAAAAUGAAGUCUCGUAUCACACCCCGACUCGACUCUCUGAUCAUCCUGAAAAAUGUUGCUCUAGUUCCCAACCUCUACGAAGCUGUUUCUGGGAUUAGCAUAGCUAUAACAAGUGUUGGUAUAAUGAAGCAGGAUUUUGGUGAAAUCAAACACUUACUAGCACAUGCUGGUAUCUCGUCAAGUGGAUCAGGAACGGGAUACGGUACUAACCGGGUAUCCGAGGCUGUGGUGAAAGCCAAGGCCAUGCUAGAAAAGACGAGGUUCACUGUUUUGGAGUCUCCUAGAAUGUUUUGGACUAUUGCAGGUGACGUAUCAUUCCAAGAGGUGUAUGAGGCGAACGAAAUUAUAUGCAAGACUGAUGAUCCAUUGUCCACUUGUCUUUACGCCGGUUCCACUCCGAGUUUGCUAGUCCCUAAAGCGGAGUUUUGGUAA
Molecule: messenger RNA, 2229 nt
Organism: Arabis nemorensis
Lineage: Eukaryota; Viridiplantae; Streptophyta; Magnoliopsida; Brassicales; Brassicaceae
Source: the annotation of a GenBank genome assembly